This is a messenger RNA of Theileria orientalis strain Shintoku, 3066 nucleotides long. RefSeq lists its product as uncharacterized. The transcript has 5 exons. Bases 1 to 3066 code for a protein of 1021 amino acids. Gene Ontology annotation, molecular function: calcium-dependent cysteine-type endopeptidase activity. Gene Ontology annotation, biological process: proteolysis. The record is from RefSeq and is a predicted model, not a curated record. NCBI's taxonomy places the organism in Eukaryota, Apicomplexa, Aconoidasida, Piroplasmida, Theileriidae.
AUGAACAAACGUAAAAAUUGUGAUCCUCCACCUUCCUCUGAUUGCGGUAUCAGGUCUGUAUGCGAAGAAGAUCAUGCAGGAGGUAAAAUGAUGGAAAUUUCGGAGUCUGGGACCCCAAAAGGAACUUUAGAGGUUAUGAAUAGCUACUUCGAUGGGUGUUUUAUGCCGGCCUGGGAACACGUGAUCAAAUAUAAGCAUAAUACAGUGUAUAAGAGCUUAAACGAAGUUGUGAAUGUAGAUGAGCUGUGGCAAGACCCGAAUGGGUUGAUGGAACUGAACACACGGCAGGUAAAGCGCUACCACUGCUGGAUAAGAUACUUUGACCUGUGCAACAAUGUACAGUUUUUCAAGGGGGCGCCAAGCUCGGAUAGGAUACGCCAGGGCUACGUAGGAGAUUGCUCAAUGGUCUCGAGCCUGUCAACGCUGUCGGAAUACGAAAAGUUGAACGAUAAAGUGCUGUCAGAUAAGAUAAAGCUGAUAGACCUGAAGAGGACAGUGAAGAAGUUGAGGAAGCUAUCGUACCCAGAGUCGUCGAUAGAAUACCUGAACAACUACAAGCUCGCAAUAGGAGUGAAGGUGUACUUUAACGGAUGCGCGAGGUGUCUGUUUGUAGAUGACUGGGUUCCGAUAAGGAAAGAUAAGUCGCUGCUGUGUGCACACUCGAGUGACCCGGAGGAGCUGUGGGUGACCCUGUUUGAAAAGGCGAACAUGCGCCUGUACGGGAACACGUACUCGAUAAAGGGAACAAACCCGGGAAUCGACACGUAUCACUACACAGGAUGGCUACCGGAGAUAAUACAGCUGCCGCCGUCCCAGUACAAAUUGUCCCCAGACAGAAUCAACGGGAUCGACUACAAUCGCACACAGUGGGACCAGAAGAAUGAUAUCGCGAACCUGGAGAAGUUGGACCUGAUAUGGAGCGCAAUCAUGCACAACUUUAACAGGAAUAUCGUAGUGUGCGUGGGAACAAACGAACUGUACGAUGUGCACAGGCCUGAUGUAGACAUGGAUGGAAUAUCAGUGUCAUCAGGCAUUGUUAGCUGUCACGCGUAUAGUGUGUUGGAUGUGAUGCACUUGGAGUUGGAAGGCACAGACCAUAAGCUGCUGUUGCUAAAAAAUCCCUGGGGAAAGGCGAGAUCAAAAUUGAAGUUGGAUCCGAGGGUAGUAAAGAUGCUGCCACAUCAUAAGAACGGAUACGAUGGAAAUAGCGAUAAUGGAGUGUUUUGGAUAGAGUGGAUAAAUGUGUUGAAGUGGUUCUCGCACGUAUACCUGUCAUGGAACACGAAAAGGUUUCGAUUCACAAAAAGGAUUUGCUUCAAUUGGAAGAGGAACAAGCAUUUUAUUAACUCUUUGGUGCCAGAAGAUACGUAUUUGUCAGUGCAUAAUCCGCAAUUGCACAUAACGACGCGGGCAGAUAAUCAGUCAGGCAGUAAUGAUGAAGCAGUUGCAAGUAACAGAGGCAAUUGUGAUGAUGAUGAUGACGACUAUGAUGAAGAUGAAGAAUAUGAAGAAGGAAGUGAUGACUUUGUGGUCUUUGUAAUGCUUGUGCAAAAUAAGAAGACGAUGGAAGAUGCAAUGAAGUACUUGGCGUUGCACACGUUCAUGUCAGACGUGCCGAUCAUGACGCCAUAUAGUCCAGCAGUAAACGGAGUGUAUAAUAACAGUGAAGUCAUACUGGUGAAGUUGCUGGUGAGUAAAAGCGGCGGCAGUAGUGAACAUAACACGCUGAGAUACGGAAAGUAUAACAUUAUUGAAAGUGGGAGUGAGGAAGUCGAUUUGGUGAUGCUGAUGUGUAACUUCAUGAAGAAGAUUGAACAUGAUAACAUAUUCACAAUGUUUACAUUCUCGAACAGGAAACAUAGGUUCAAGUUACUGCCAACGCUAACAGGUAAGAAGGAUGUUACUGAUAACAACCUUAAUAACUUCGUUUACGAUUUUAAGUGGUCUGAGUACAACUGCGGCAUGAACCCGAAUGAAAUCUGGUCGUUCAUCAGUAACCCGCACUUCAGGUUGAAGGUGAAGAGAGACAUUGACAUGAUACUGGUGCUGGAGACCGACGUCGUCAUAUCAGUGAACCUGCGGCUCUUCUUCUCUCGGAUGGCGACGAUAAGGGCGGUAAGAACGAAGCAGGCACACUCGUCGGGAGACUACAGACUGCACUGCUGCGUGAUCAAGGCGCGCUUCACCAGGGGGACGUACACGCUGAUCCCGUCGAAUUUCGAUGGCUCGAAGGGCAGGUUCAGGUUCAGCGUGUUCCACGGAGGAGCCGGCGACGCAGUGGAGAUACACCCGAUCCCAUACCCAUACGUAAAGCUGGGCGACAUCGUCAAGAAGAACGUUCCCACCUGUUCAGAGUAUACGCGCGACGGUGGCGUGUGCGGCAGCAGUAAUGGGGGAAAUUCGGCGGACAGAGAAUACAAGAUAGACGCGUCGAGCCAUUAUCGCACGGCAAAUGGCAGCAUGGUGCUGGAUGGCGAGGGCCUGAUUGACGGCACCGUUAAGUUUUAUCAGAUACCGGACCUGUUCAACGUUACCGUUGCCAGAAUGACCAACGACUACUUCGAGUUCAAGGUCGAAGAGCCGACCCUGGUGACCAUAAAGAUCAAAGUCAACAGCGUGAACGACAACAAGUUCGUCCUCUUUUCGGAACACUGCGUGAACUACCCGGUCCACUCGCCCGGAUUUUGUACUGCCUCGCAAAUGGACCUGGACACGGUUGUCGGUGGAUAUGACGACGACUCUGGCGGUUUAAGGUUUUGCGAUAAUGUCUGCUGCGUCAAGUGUGGAGGUCCCUACGGACAGUUUUACCCCACAGACCCAAACCUGUUUCCCGGCGAGCUCAAGCUGGGUUUCGAGCACAGCCUGUUCAGUGAUCUCAACGGCGGCGUCUCCAAGAACGGCAGGAGCCCCUCCGCCUCGGCGCAAAUCUUAUUCUUGAGGGAGUGCGUGGUCAACUUCACUCUCGUCCAGUUGUUUCCUCACGUGCAGUAUAGACUGACCUCUUUGAACCGCCACAGGUUCCAGACUGUGUUCUUCAUAACGACCAGCGGCGCAAUUUCUGCUUAA